UAGCCUAGAUAUGCUCAAAUGUCAGUGUGAGUCAUAAUGUCAGCUUCUGAAAGCUUCAAUGAGCAUUUUGUUAAUCAAAUUUGAAGGACAUUAAUAUUACAGUUUCACAUAGGUCAACUUCCUGCUAUGAGAGAUGUGCUUCAGUUAGACCCAAUGAUAAACUUCGCUGCAUUCAACUGCUCUGCGCAAGAGUAAACGCGAGAGUCGAGGCGGUGGGUAAGAUAAGAUAGGCAAACGUAUUUCCUGUACUGUACCUGAUUCUACAUUGUUGUCUUGCCUACAAAGUGUAAACUCACAAGUUGUUAAAUCAGCCCCUGGAAAAUGCAAGCCAUCAAGUGUGUGGUGGUUGGAGAUGGUGCUGUGGGAAAGACAUGCCUGCUCAUCAGCUACACAACCAACGCCUUCCCUGGAGAGUACAUCCCCACAGUGUUUGAUAACUACUCAGCCAAUGUGAUGGUGGACAGUAAGCCAGUGAACCUGGGACUGUGGGAUACAGCAGGACAGGAGGACUAUGACAGACUCAGACCUCUGUCCUAUCCUCAGACGGAUGUGUUCCUCAUCUGCUUCUCUCUGGUGAGCCCAGCAUCGUUUGAGAACGUCAGAGCCAAGUGGUACCCUGAGGUACGACACCACUGCCCCUCCACACCCAUCAUCCUUGUGGGCACCAAGCUGGAUCUGAGGGACGAGAAGGAAACCAUUGAGAAGCUGAAGGAGAAGAAGCUAGCGCCCAUCACCUACCCACAAGGCUUAGCACUAGCCAAAGAGAUAGACUCGGUGAAGUACCUGGAAUGCUCUGCCCUGACCCAGCGGGGGCUGAAGACGGUCUUUGACGAGGCCAUCCGAGCGGUGCUGUGCCCCCAGCCCACCAAGGUGAAGAAACGACCCUGUCUACUCAUCUGAUCUCAGACCUGUGGAUAGACCAAGAGGGAAGGGCUCAGGAAUCACACAACAGCAAAUGUUGAUUUUAGUUAAAUACAAAGUUUGGCAGUUUUACAAAGUGGUCUAAUGUUCAGAUGAGUCAACAUAUGUAGUGUUGAGUCUUGCCAUCUGUACUGUAUAUCCAGCUAUAAUUACAGUAUAUAGUGUAUGCCUCAAUCCCAAAUGAAUGGAAGAUAGUUGGACCGUCGGAUUGUACCAUUACAGAUGGUGCCUACCUUUCCCACUGGUUGGGGAUUGAGGCAUAUAGCUGGAUCUAUGAUUCUUCUCAAUGUUAGAUCACUGUUUAGGUCUGAAAACAACCAUCAGACUUUCUGGAGCAUCAAUAUAAAUGUCCUUAAUAUUUUCAAGACAAAUCCUGGAUAUGUACACAUGGAUAAGUGUUUUAGAUUCAUAUAUUGGUAUUGGUUUUGGUUUCUGACUCAUGAUCUAUAUGAUUUGUUAAUGCAGUGACUGAUCCUUACUGUACAAGAAAGACACUGAAAAAUACAUAGACAAAACAAUACAGUGUGUAUAGUCAGAAAUGUAUUGCACCAUCCUAAUAUAAGAAACUUUCUAAAAUGAUCAUGUUGUUUACUCUAUAAAAUGUAUUUUUCAUAUUUUGACAUGAUACAGCAUUCUACUAUAUUUCUAAGGUACCGUAUUACUUUUCUCUCUAUUACAAUUUAAUUUAACACAAAAAAAACAUAUGUGUGUGUGUGUUUAUGUGUCCCCUUGCCCUUAGAACAGCCUCAAUUCGUUGGGGCAUGGACUCUACAAGGUGUCAGAAGCGUUCCACAGGGAUGCUGGCCCAUGUUGACUCCAAUGUUUCCCACAGUUUUGUCAAGUUGGCUGGAUAUCCUUUGGGCGGUGGACCAUUCUUGAUACACACGAGAAACUGUUGAGCGUGAAAAACACAGAAGCGUUGCAAUUCUUGACACAAACUGGUGCGCCUGGCACCUGCUACCAGACCCCGUUCAAAGGCGCUAACAUUUUUUGUCUUGCCCAUUCACCCUCUGAAUGGCACACAUACACAAUCCAUGUUUCAAUUGUCUCAAGGAUUAAAAAUCCUUCUUUAACCUGACUCCUCCCCUCCUCCCCUGUUAAAAAAAAAGGUAUACUCAGUGAUAAGUACAGCAUGCCAGCUUGUAUUUGAGGGUAUUAUCAUACAUACAUGACCUGUUUUGCCAUUUGGAAAUGAAAGCACUUUAUGUUUCUCGUCCCUCCAUUUGAAGAAAUCAUAAGUAUUUGGACUUAAGUCAAAAGUUUAGCAUUUGGUACCAUUUUCCUUGCACACAAUGACUACAUCAAGCUUGUGACUUUUCAAAUGUGUUGGGUGCUGGCCUCCCGAGUGGCACUGCACUCAAAGGCACUGCAUCACAGUGCUUGAGGCGUCACUACAGACCCGGGUUUGAACCCGGGCUGUGUGGCAGCCGGCUGCGACCGGGAGACCCAUGAGGCGGCGCACAAUUGGCCCAGUGUCGUCCGGGUUAGGGCAGGGUUUGGCCCGGCCGGGAUGUCCUUGUCCCAUUGUGCUCUAGCGACUUCUGUGGUGGGCCGGGCGCAUGCAUGCUGACACGGUCGCCAGUUGUACGGUAUUUCCUCUGAUACAUUGGUACGGCUGGCUUCCAGGUUAAGCGAGCAGUGUCAAGAAGCAGUGCAGCUUGGCAGGGUUGUGUUUCGGAGGAUGCAUGACUCCGUACGUGAGUUGCGGUGAUGGGACAAGACUGUAACUAACAAUUGGAUAUCAUGAAAUUGGUGAGAAAAAGGGGUAAAAAGUUUUUUUUAAUUAAUAAAUUGUUGGGGGCUUUUGUGGUUAGUGUUUCUGAUUAUGUUUUGGAACUGAAUGGUGAAUAAUGUCUUGUGCCAAUAUGUUUCAUGUGGAUGCUACCAUGAUUAUUGCUAAUCGUGAAUAAUGAUAUGGGGCACAAAGUCGAAUGGCAUUAUUUAUGAUUCAUUCAUGAUUUGUCUUUAUCAUGGCAUUAUCAGGAUUCAUUUAGAAACAUCUAAUCAAGGAAUACUGUAUGGGACCAAAUCAAGGAAUAUGGGACCAAAUACUAAACCUUUGACUAUUUGAAUAAGCUAUAAGUGAAUUUUUCCAAAUACUACUGACUUAUUCUCAUGGGGGAGACUAGAUACAUAUAGUGUUUUCAUAUCUAAACAGUAGAACAGAUAGGAAUAUAUAUAUGAGAAUACCCUCAAAUAAAAGGUGACAUGUUGUACUUUCACCUCAUACGAAACAUUUCAUCUCAAAUCCAAAAUUCUGGUGUAUAGAGCCAAAUAAAAAUGUUUAACUGUCCAAAUACAUAUGGAGGGGAGUGUUCUACUGGGGCCUACUUUUACAACAGCUACCUAGACAUCAUCUCCCCUCCAGGGCUACAGCAUAGUACUGUGAUGUGUCGGAAACUGACAUGUACUACCACAGAAAUCCACUCUGUCUUAAAAUAAACCUGUAUUUUCUCUAGUA
This is a messenger RNA of Oncorhynchus kisutch (coho salmon), 3382 nucleotides long. RefSeq names its product ras-related C3 botulinum toxin substrate 2. The transcript is spliced from 6 exons. The record is from RefSeq and is a predicted model, not a curated record. Bases 322 to 900 code for a protein of 192 amino acids. Lineage: Eukaryota; Metazoa; Chordata; Actinopteri; Salmoniformes; Salmonidae. Gene Ontology annotation, molecular function: GTPase activity; GTP binding. Gene Ontology annotation, biological process: small GTPase-mediated signal transduction.